Messenger RNA from Suillus plorans, 774 nucleotides. RefSeq lists its product as uncharacterized. NCBI's taxonomy places the organism in Eukaryota, Fungi, Basidiomycota, Agaricomycetes, Boletales, Suillaceae. The transcript has 10 exons. The coding region runs from base 1 to 774 and encodes 257 amino acids. The record is from RefSeq and is a predicted model, not a curated record.
AUGAACAACAACAAUCAGUUCUCACGGUUCAAUCUCUUCUUUCGUCUUACCUUCAUCAUUCUCCUUCAUCCUUUAUUUCUGCCAGUGCCGUUACUUCAGGGCGACUUCCGGUGUACUCCUUUGGGUUCUUGCAGACUGCAGCUGCAAGAAUUCAAAGGUACUACCCUACAGUCGCCCUUCAAACAUAGUUUCUCAAGGAUUUUGGAGACUUUGGAUGGCGCAGUGACAGCCACUCCUCCCUUUGAGCGCCCUCCUGGCAGUUCCCUAACGAUUAUACUUACGAAUUUCGGGACUUUGGAUGGCAGAUUAUACUUACGAAUUUCGGGACUUUGGAUGACAGUUAGAGCCACUCCUCCCUUUGAGCGCCCUCCAGUUCCCAACGAUUAUACUUACGAAUUUCGGGACUUUGGAUGGCAGUUAGAGCCACUCCUCCCUUUGAGCGCCCUCCAGUUCCCAACUAUUCUGCUUAUUGGAACUGGGGGUUGCGCAGUGCAUGCCACUUUGGCUCCUGCUUAUUGGGACUGGGGCUCAGCGCAGUGCAUGCCACUUGUCAGUGGCUCCUGCUUCUUGGAAUUGGCGGUAUCGCAGUGCAUGCCACUUGUUAGUGGCUCCUGCUUAUUGGGACUGGGGCUCAGCGCAGUGCAUGCCACUUGUCAGUGGCUCCUGCUUCUUGGAAUUGGCGGUAUCGCAGUGCAUGCCACUUCCUGCUCCAACUUUUUAAUGGUGACUGCUGAACCUGCCGGUACUUUUGUGUGGCAAGUGCUCUCUAGUUAA